AUGGCUCUUCAAUUGCUCGUCAACGCUGGCCUGCUGGCCCUCCCAAUUGGUGGCUCUGUUGGAACUCUCAUGGGUAUUGACGCACACCGUCAAGCAACAGGACAGCGGCCUCUCUUCUACAAUGAAAUCGGUAAUGAUGGAAGUACCUCUCGCAAUGGUGUUACCAACACACGAUACUGUGAUUUGUUCAAUCCUAUUUCACCGAAGUCAAACGGCCAACUUUACACAUUGAACCCCAACCAGUGGGGUGUGACAGACAAAACAGUAGGAGGAUUGUGUAUGAAUGUCACCACCAUUGCCAAUGGCUCCUACCCGACUAUGUCAACAGCACCAGAGUUUUCUGUGACAUGGAGAUUCGACCAGGAAACCAAGGACCAGACAGUGCACGCCUUCCCGAACGUCCAGGUUGACAAUGUUCUUCCCGCUUCACUUGCAGAUAUAGAGCACCUGAACCUCGAUAUCCAUUGGACAUAUGCAAUGGGCAAUAAAACCGCGAACAGAACGGAUGACGCGAAGUUCAAGGAUAUCAAUACCAACGUCGCUCUUGAUAUGUUCUUUGAUAGCGACAUCAAGGCCGCGAAGAACGUCUCCAUAGCUAAGUACGAAAUGAUGAUUUGGUUUGCGGGUUAUGGCCAGGCCAAACCAUUUGGGUAUGAAGAUGGUAUUGUCAAAACUAAAGACCUAAACGGCACGACCUUCCAACUGUAUACUGGCCAGAAUGAUCUUAAACAGGAGGUCCUGACGUGGUACGCAGCAAACACUACGGAGAAGUUUGAUGGUGAUAUUCUCCCUCUCAUCUCUGACCUAUAUCACCUAAACAAAGAUAUCGAAUUAUCCAAGAGUGACUAUUUGGGAGUUCUGAGUAUGGGUACUGAAGCGUUCUCCUCACAUUCCAACGUUACAUUCUGGAUGCCAAAAUUAUCUAUUGAUAUUCAGGGCCCUCCGACGCGCAGUAAUACGGCGGAGGCUUGA
Molecule: messenger RNA, 972 nt
Organism: Aspergillus pseudotamarii
Lineage: Eukaryota; Fungi; Ascomycota; Eurotiomycetes; Eurotiales; Aspergillaceae
Product: glycoside hydrolase family 12 protein
Exons: 4
Coding region: 1-972 (323 amino acids)
Biological process (GO): polysaccharide catabolic process
Molecular function (GO): cellulase activity
Source: RefSeq, a predicted model, not a curated record